Messenger RNA from Anopheles gambiae (African malaria mosquito), 2411 nucleotides. RefSeq names its product SEC14-like protein 4. Gene Ontology annotation, cellular component: cytoplasm. The record is from RefSeq and is a predicted model, not a curated record. NCBI's taxonomy places the organism in Eukaryota, Metazoa, Arthropoda, Insecta, Diptera, Culicidae. The transcript has 6 exons. The coding region runs from base 254 to 1501 and encodes 415 amino acids.
CGAACGAGCCGUCGUGCGCGAUAAACGCAACGCUUGCUGCGGCUACUACGACCGAAGUUGCGCGUUUGGGCUAGUGGUGUGUGUUUGUUUAUUUAUUUUCAAGCUUAAUUUUACCUUAUUCACGCACCCUUGCAGGUGUGUGCGGGCGCAGGGAUCCGCAAUUGUUAAGUGGAGUGCAUCAGUGUGUACAACGCAAGUGUGUGAGAAAGUGCAUUUUGCGUUCCGUUCUGUUUCUGCCCCACAGGUAAACACGAUGUCAAUGAAAAUGCUUUCCCUCGAGGAUGACCAGCGAUUUGCGCUGAUGAAGUUCCGUCGGCAGGUGGUUGACAUACUGAAACCGGAGCACGAUGAUUACUAUCUGGUGCGUUGGCUACGAGCACGCAACUGGAACCCGGAGGCGGCGGAAAAGAUGCUGCGCGAUUCGAUGAAGUUCCGGGAGCGCUGGAACACGGACGAGAUCGCCAAGUGGCCAACGCCCCAGAUCCUGCUCGACUACAGCCCGCACGGUGUGUCCGGCUACGAUAAGGAAGGCUCACCGAUCAUCAUCAUACCGUUCGCCGGGUUCGACAUCUGGGGCCUGCUGCACAGCGUGUCCCGGGCCGACAUCGUGCGCAUGACGAUGCAGGCGCUCGAGGGCUACAUGCAGCAGGCGUACGAGCAGAGCAAGAAGACCGGCAACCCGAACAGCCGCCAGUUUAUCGUCGUGUUCGAUAUGGACAACUUCAACCUGAAGCAGUACAUCUGGCGCCCGGCGAGCGAGGUGGUGAUCUCGCUGAUCAAGAUGUACGAGGCGAACUAUCCGGAGAUCCUGAAGUGCUGCUACAUCAUCAACACGCCGAAGGUGUUCGCGUUCGCGUACAACAUGGUGAAGAAGUUCCUGGGCGAGUACACGAUCGACAAGAUACGGAUCUACAAGCCGGACCGGUCCAAGUGGCUGCCCGCGAUCCUGGAGCGGUGCGAUGCGGACCAGCUGCCGGCGUACUUCGGCGGCACCCAGACCGACCCGGACGGCAAUCCGAAGUGCGAGACGAAGAUCUGCUGGGGCGGCAAGGUGCCGAAGGAGCUGUACACCUCGAAGGAGGACAGCUUCAACAACAAUCUGACGUUCACGGAGACGGAGAUCCGGAAGGGUGGCCGGCUGAAGCUGACGUUCGACUGUGAGGAUGCGGGCUGUUUCUUGAAGUGGGAAUUCCGUACGUUCGAUCACGACAUCAAGUUCGGCGUGAAGUGCGUGAACAAGAAGACGGAGGAAUCAGUUAUCGAGGUGCCGCUCAAGCGAGUAUCCUCCCAUCAGGUGGACGAGUCCGGGUUUAUCACCUGCCAGCCGGGAUGCACAUAUCACGUGCUGUUCGACAAUUCGUACUCGUACUUCAAGACGAAAAAGAUCCGCUACUCCGUGCUGAUGACGGCGCCGCUCAACGACGAGGAGCAAACGAUGGCCCCGAUUGCCGUGACGGAGGAGGAAACGUCCCCGGCGGACGGUGGUACGGCCGAGGAUUGAACGCCGAAGGUUGGACGGCGAGUCAUCUGAUGGCUGGGCAGGGUGCGCUUUGUACUUUUAAAAGAACACGGUCAGUUGUCCUUCGGUACUCACACAAAAACGAACAUCAAGGGAAUAGAGUGUUCCAGUACUACAUACAGGGAGAUGCAUCGGGUUAGGGCUGAUAAAAUGUUAUUGCAUUCUGAAAACAAACGUAAAGUGAUGAACCGUCGCGCAAAAAUGUCGUGAGCCAAAGAUUUUGAGUUGUUGUGUGUGUGCUUUAAAUCGUUUUCUUCCCUUCCAACAUCUGUUCCCUCAGCAUACUUUUUACAGCUUUCACGUGUGUUUGACACAAUCUUUCCUUAUCACCAGCUUAGGUGUGUUCGAUUCCAUUUCUUUUGCCCUUUUGAAAAAAGCCGAAACACGCCCGAUAUACGCGCGACAUUCCAUUACAGGGUGAUAUUUGAUUAGAUAGUAAGCUCCCAAAAAUUGCAUAUCCCAGUGGCUGUGGCGACGUUUGUCCUUAUCGGUGACCAUUGUAAAAAAACAAGCAAACAAAACAAUAAAAAUACAUACUAAUAUUAGUUGCUGGUGAUAAAACAAAAAAACACAGUGGGACGGGGACACACGAUAUUCUCUCGUGGAGAGUAGAGUAGAGCGGGCUCGUGUAAUGCCACGGGUGGUAAUUAGAUUAGGACAGCAGCAGCAAGCGGCAACCAUGUUGAGGGUAAGAUAUAAGGGCUAACAACCGAACGGUUAACAACCCAACGGUUUUAACAGUCUGUGAAGGAUACGAGGAACGCUCGAUGGGAAGCGUAGCCCCUUUGUUUGUUUGUGUGCGUAAAUGUAAAAAGCGGAAGUACAUACAUCCCACUGUGUGCUGAAACUAUAAUUAAGCUCAAUAAACCGUACGGAUUGGUUGUCAAGCAAA